AUGACCAACGACGAAACAUACUCAGUAAAGAUUUCCAAUGUCAAGGCACACAACUUGACAUUGAAGAAAGAGACAGCCAAUGCCAACAACAUAGAUCCAUACGUAAAGUUUAUGUUUGAUAAUAACAAGAAAAUAAGAACAGAGACAUUGACAAAGACUACAAAUGCAGUUUAUAAGUUUGAGACAAGUUUCCAAUAUAAGUUCAAGUAUGGUGAGCCUUUGGAAACAAAGAUGUUGACGGUGGAAGUACUGGAUCAAUGCCUUUUGGGCUCAGAUAACUAUAUUGGUGGCUUCACAAUGUCUUACAACUCAAUCAUUCAUGGACCAGUCCAUAAUCGUGUCGUCAUCAGAAAUGAUGGCAAGCCAUCGGGCACCAUCGAGUUUGACCUGGAGAUGAAGCAGCUCACCGAGACGCUGCUCACAUUCAAGCGCGUCGUGGCCAACUUCUACCCGGGCGCCAUCUCGCCCAUGGACCAGCAGGCCGAGAAGUUCCUUUCGUACUUUGUCUACGAUGGCGCAGCACCCAACAGCAAGGACAGACGCGUGAUCAAGACUAGGAAGUCGCCCCUGCUCCAGUGGCCCGACCUUGAGCAGCUCAAUGUCGAGACCAGUCUCAAGGCCCUGCUGUCCAACCCAAUUGUCUUCACCAUUCACAACCACCGCCAGUACACCGAGGCCGACCCAGCGUACGGCCAGACGACCCUGAAGCUCGAGUCCUACGUCACACGAUCGGCACAGCUACAGGACAACCAGAGGAUCGCCUUUGUCGAGCCAAUAGUCGUGAGCAACCAGAUUGUUGGUGCGCUCGAGGGUGAGGUGUACCUGACCAAUGCACCAUUGUUAGGUCAGAUGGUCGCCGGCACACAUACUGAUGUUGGCAUCGAGGGUGGCCAGGAUCUGUUCUCAUCACUCAAUGGAGCCUCAUCACCAACAACUCAAGAUGCGCCACUGCCUACUGGAUGGGAGAAGCGCACAGACGACAGUGGCAAGGUUUACUAUGUCGAUCACAACACAAAGACAUCACAUUGGAGUCUGCCAGCACAAGCUGUCCACGCACCUCCACCCCCACCCCCAGUCCAACCCGCGCCAACUCAAAUGCCAACUCCAAUCCAAACUCAACCAUCUGUACCAUCUGCACCAUCUGUACCAUUCACAUCACAACCACCUCCACCAACAACGACUCAACAACCACCAAUGAUGCCACAACAAGUACAACAACAACAACAACAACAACCACCAGUUCCACAGCCACAACGACAAAUGCCACAGAUGCCAAUCCAACCACAACAACCAAUGUACCAACAACAACCACAACAAGUUAGACCACCAGUUGGAUAUCCAGGUGUUGUACCAGUUUCACUAUCUAAUUCAACUAUUAAACGUAAUACACCAUGGGCUGCUGGAUGUUGA
This is a messenger RNA of Acytostelium subglobosum LB1, 1410 nucleotides long. RefSeq lists its product as hypothetical. Gene Ontology annotation, cellular component: cytoplasm; nucleus. The transcript has 3 exons. Gene Ontology annotation, biological process: hippo signaling; positive regulation of transcription by RNA polymerase II. The record is from RefSeq and is a predicted model, not a curated record. Bases 1 to 1410 code for a protein of 469 amino acids. Lineage: Eukaryota; Evosea; Eumycetozoa; Acytosteliales; Acytosteliaceae. Gene Ontology annotation, molecular function: transcription coactivator activity; protein binding.